AUGCAGCAGAAGGCGUUCAUCCUGCUUGUGGCGGGCCUUGCGCUGCUGGCGCGCCCCGCGGCCGCUCACUGCAACUACCUGAUCGAGAAGGGCGACAACCUGUACGACAUUGCCGAGAACAAUGGCUUCAAUGAGACCGAGUUGAUGAAGCUCAACCCCAGCAUCACCGACCCCGAGCUCAUCUUCGAGGGCGACACCCUGCGCUUGCCGUGCAAGGGUGGUGACGACGAGAAGGGCGACAGCAUCUUCGACCUGCUGCAGCACCGCACCGACAUGUCCACCCUCUUUGCCGCCCUGGCCUCUGUGGGCAUGCUGGAGGACCUGCAGGACGGCGACCUGGAUGCCACCCUGUUUGCCCCCACCGACAAGGCCUUUGAGGCUCUGCUGAAGCAGCUGAAGCUGACUGCCGCCCAGCUGCUGAACGACACCGCCCUGGUCCAGGAUGUGCUGGCCUACCACGUCAUCCCCGGCGAUGCCCUGGACGCCGACGACCUGAAGAACGGCAAGAGCUACAGCACCAUGCUCAAGGGCAAGAAGCUCAAGAUCAAGAAGAACGACGAGGGCGUGUUUGUGCUGACCGUGGCCGGCCAGGAGGUGCCCGUGAAGAUUGCCGACCUGGAGGCGGGUGACGCCAUUGUGCACGUGAUCGACGAGGUGCUGCUGCCGCUGGAGAGCGAGGGCGGCAAGGCCCCCGCGCCCUCCCCCUCCAAGCCCACCACCCCCACCGGCGACGGCUGCACCUACACCGUCAAGGAGGGCGACACCCUGUUCGACAUUGCCGCGAAGUACGACACCACCCUGGAGGACCUGGUGGCGCUGAACAAGCAGAUUGAGGACCCCGAGCUCAUCCUGCCCGGCGACGAGAUCAAGCUGAAGGAGUGCUGA
This is a messenger RNA of Chlorella variabilis, 885 nucleotides long. RefSeq lists its product as hypothetical. The record is from RefSeq and is a predicted model, not a curated record. The coding region runs from base 1 to 885 and encodes 294 amino acids. Lineage: Eukaryota; Viridiplantae; Chlorophyta; Trebouxiophyceae; Chlorellales; Chlorellaceae. The transcript has 7 exons.